Molecule: messenger RNA, 459 nt
Organism: Ectocarpus sp. CCAP 1310/34
Lineage: Eukaryota; Phaeophyceae; Ectocarpales; Ectocarpaceae
Source: the annotation of a GenBank genome assembly
AUGGGGUACGCUGAUGCGGACUUUGUGAGCAAGGCAGCAGACCGUAGGUCGGUAUCAGGGGGGAUCGUGACAUGUGGAGGAGGCGCUGUGUCUUGGUUUUCCAGAACGCAGAUGUGUGUCACGCUUUCGACCACCGAAGCAGAGUACGUCGCGCUAGGUGACGUAGUGAAGGAGAUUUUGAGGCAGAUUUGGCGUUUCAUGUUGCCGCAGGUCGGCAUGCCGCGCAUCCCCAUCUUCGAGGACAACCAGGGGGCGAUUCAACUAGCGCGGAACCCCAUCUCAAACUCGAACUCGAAGCACAUAGAUGUAAGGCACCAUUUUCUCAGGGAACUGGUAGAGCGGAAGGAAAUUUCGGUGAUCCACGUGCCGUCGCCGUACCAGCGUGCAGACUUUCAUACCAAGAGUUUGUCGAAGGAUGCUUUCGAGUCUCACCGUGAUUUUGUGUUGAAUUUGGCAUGA